This is a messenger RNA of Mugil cephalus (flathead mullet), 2247 nucleotides long. RefSeq lists its product as uncharacterized. The coding region runs from base 4 to 1065 and encodes 353 amino acids. The record is from RefSeq and is a predicted model, not a curated record. Gene Ontology annotation, biological process: response to bacterium. The transcript has 6 exons. Lineage: Eukaryota; Metazoa; Chordata; Actinopteri; Mugiliformes; Mugilidae.
ACAAUGAUCGUAUCUGUAGUUGCUUUGAUUCUUCUUGCUGUGUCUCUGAUCCAGACUACAGAGAUUCCUCCCAAGAUCUCUAUGACCGUGGUCAAAGUUGGUCGCAAUGUUACUUUGCAGUGUCCAGUUUCAGAAAUGGACGGCAAAUUCUUUUCCUGGUACAAGCAGCCUCUUGGAUAUAUGGUCCAGGCAGUUGCUACAGGAAAUUUUGUCCAACAAAGACUGGCUAAGCAAUUUAGAAAUGAUCGUUUCAAAGUAACUGGAGGGGAGUCUCGAUAUUUUCUUACAAUCAGCAAUGUCAGUAAAGAGGACGAAGCAACAUAUUUCUGUGUAAAUGGAACAGCAUAUGAACAGAGUUUUGUUACAGGCAUCUUCCUCGCUGUGGAUGAUCGCAGUGAGCAGAAAUCAGUCUAUGUGGAACAGAGUCCAGGGAUAACAUCAGUCCAGCAAGGCAACUCUGCCAUUCUCCAGUGUUCACUUCUCUCUAAGAGCAAAAAGAACCCAGAUCCAUGUCCAGAUGAAAACAAUGUGUACUGGUUCAGAGCUGGAUCAGGAGAAUCCCAUCCGAGCUUUAUUUACACUGACCACAGGAACACCACUGGUGAACAAAAGGAAAGGAGCUGUGUGUACCGUCUGUCCAAAACUAUACAGAACUCUUCUGAUGCUGGAACAUAUUACUGCGCUGUGGUCACAUGUGGAGAGAUCCUGUUUGGUGAAGGAACAAAAGUAGAAACGGGUCCAAAACUUGAGCCACUAGUCCUUGGACUUGUUGUUGUCUUGGCCUGCUGCGUGACUGUGAUUGCCGUACUUAUUUACUAUGUGAAUCAAGGAGUUUGUCGACAUUGUAAAGGUGCAAAGGCUGCUUCACAUUACCCUAGGCAUCAUAAUUCAAUAGUGGAACCUCCAAGUGAUAUGGGUGGUAAUUUCAACGAAGUAAACUAUGCAGCACUGGAUUUUUCAGCGAGGGACGUGAAAGGUGUGAAGAAGCAGAGGAAAAAAGAUCACACGCUGCAGGAGUGUGUGUACUCUGCCGUAAACGGGGACGCUCACACACAUCUCAACUAACUGUCUUUGUAAGUAGAACGGAGCCUGACCUGCAUGGCACAAAGUCACCUUAGCCCCAGUUCAGCUCACAUUUGUAGCUCACAGAUAAUAUAUGAAAAUAAAUAAAAUAAGCAAGUAAGAGCACAAGGUGCUAUUGUCCCAGUGGUAGGCCAUUUGGAAAGUACAAAUAUUGUUUAGGUUGUUCAAAUUUGCAAAAGAUAUGUGCAAAUGUCACAUCACGAGAUGAGGAGAUUGUAUGUUUUAAAAAGAUCAAAAUUACAGACAAUCACUGAUGAUUCAGUGACUCAGUUGCCUGAUGGCCUGUGGAUACAAACUAUCUUUUAGUCUGGUUGUCCUUGCUCUCACAUAUGACAGUUCAUAUACUAUAUAGAAGGUAGAGGAACAUGACAGAUGAACAAAAGAUUUCAGGACUAAGUGUCGACCAAUCACACACAAGAUGUGUAUUUUCUUGAUUGCUUAAUACUGAUUUUAAUUUAAACAUAUUAAAUGGCUACGUGAGAACGUGACAUCUUUUCCUAUUGAAAACUAAAUGUUGAACUUUACCUUUCAAGCUUUCGCCAAAGAACCUAAACCCACAUUUGUAGAGUAUGUAUGUAUGUACAGUAUCUAUGUAUGUAUGCAUGUUUGUAUGUGAUAGAACUUGAACAGGAGUAACUGUACACUGUACUCUGGCUUGUAAUGUGAAUAAGUUCAUAACCGGGGCUUUACCUGCAUCCUGCGACAACUGGCGCAGAAUGGCACAGAAACAUAAAGCAUAUUCUAAUUUGAAUGUAAUGUAUGUAUGUCUGUAUUUUGGAAUGGUUUGUGCAACUAAAAUGUUACGCCUAUCAUUUUAGCUGUUUUCUUGUGUCAAAAAAAAUGAAUAAAGUUCUUAAAGCAAAAUUUUACAUUAAGGAGCCUCACAUCUGCUACCCUCUACUGAACAUUAGGCAUUAAGUUCUCUUGUGUAACUGUGUAAUUGACAUAACUGUACAGUACAAUCUGAGAGCAGAGCCACUUCUGCCAGAUUCGCUCAUAUUUUUGUUUAAUUAAUACUGCGCUCUGCUCUAACUCCACUAGUUACAAAGAAAUGUUGCAUUAUACACUGUACUUAUUUUUUUUUCCCACUCUCAUGGCAACUUGGAAUGAUCAUAAUGUCACAUCCUGUUUCUAUAGCGUCAAAUAACUAACUAAUACAAAACU